AUGGCGAGUGAACUGCUCGCAAUCGGCGUCGGCCGCGGCACGCCAGCGGCUGCUCCAACGCCUGCCCCGACCAGCAUCGUCGUUCCACCAGGACCAUCACCGUCAUCGCCGGCCCCACAGACACUACCGGGACUGUAUCAUCCGUCGCCGUCCUCGUCGUCCACACUGAAUGCUCUGCCGCGGGAGAUCCUCCAGCAAAUCUUGUCCUACCUCCCUUACCGCAGCGUGAUAAGCUGCACCCUGGUGAAUCGCAACUUGUCGGACGUAUGCGAUUCCCCACUGUUAUGGAGGAGGUUAUGUCUCGACGAGUACGCCUCUUGGCACGCAGACCACUGCAUCGAGGAGCGACUUGGUAAUGUCGAGAUCUCGGCCAGUACAGAAUCAUCUGCAGGAGGAAGAGCAGGUAGUAGUGGGGGCAGUGGUGGCAGUGCCGUGCAGACGAGGAAGAGAAGCGUCCUAGACACAGACUGGAAGCAGCUCUUCGCAGCCCGCAAGCAGCAGGAUCGGCGCUUCUCAGAAUCCUUUGAGCGCGUGCUGAGCAGGCAGGACGGGCGCAUCGAUGUCAUCGCGCAGAUCACCUCCCGUGGGGAAGAUGCGCGGGAUAUGCUCGAGCGGCUCAAGCGAACUGGGGAGCAGCGCAGCCACAGCCAGCACAAAGCAGAAUGGGAUGAUGCGGUGGCGGCCAUGGAAGGCCAAGAGGUUCACGGAGAUGAUGACGACGACAGCCUUGCCCGGUCGUACUGGGCCAACGAGAUCCUGGGCAGUAUCAACCGCGCGCAGGCCUUGCGGGAAAUCAUAAAUGUCAUUUCUGCACCACGUGGACGUGGGCGGCCGGGAGAAGGACGUCGUCAGCAGCAGGACUACCCGCUGAUCAAGGCGCUCUGGGCGAUAGACUACUUUGUCGCGGAGACGCCUCCCGAGACGCUGCCUCAAAUGCUAACGCACCUCGACGACAUCGCCGCCGGGUUUCGGGCUGAAUAUCCAGGCUGUUUCGCCUCCUCAUCGCCUGGGAGCUCCACGGCCUACAGCGGGCAUGCUGGUGAAGGAGCCAUUGUCGGCCGCUCGCGAAGGCAGAGAGCGCUGUGCCUCGCCGAGUUUGUCCGCGCCCACGACCUGGUGGGCGUGCGCUCGCCCGAGACGUACCACGAUCUGCAGAACUCACUUGUCAGCGUGGCGCUGUGCGAGCGUGACCAUCCGUCGCUGCCGCUCGUGUCGCAUGCGAUAUACUGCGCGCUGGCUGAGCGGGUUGGGCUCGAGGCCGGGCUGACGAACACGCCGAGGCAUGUAUACGUCACGGUCAAGGCCCCCGAUGGUGUCAGUCUCGAUGACGAGAUUGUCGAGCCAGAAGAUGGGCAAGGAGGAGAGGACCAGACACAGCAAUCCGGUUUCGCGCCACCAGUGAACGACAAUAAGGACACGGAGCCAAAGGACGAGCUAGACCCCAGUAGGACAAUGUUCCUCGACCCGUUCAACCACGAGGAUGAGGUCCAGCUGUCCCAGCUCCGUGGCCUCUAUGCCGGCGUUAUGGGCGGUGCUCGAGCCGGCGGCGGUGUUGGGGGGCUCCUGGGCUUUGCCAGCCUACUCACCGGCGGCAACAACCAUAUGCCCGCCUCUGGCCCGACCGCCGCAGAGCUCGCGGCCUCGCUGGCGCCCGCGUCCACGCGAGAUAUGAUGUUCCGCAUGGCGCGCAACCUCCAGGAGACGCUGCGCGGUAGCGUGCACAGCCUCGCGUACAAGACGGCGCUGACGGACCCGACGGACGAGUUUGUCGAGCACCUUACCGACACCCGGCGCAAUAUACACGAUAUCGAGCCCACCCUACUGAACCCGUACCGGGCGGGCUACUGCGCAUGGUGGCUGCAGACCCUGCUCGACGAGAUUGGCGGCCUGCAGCACCGCGCGCUGUACAACUUUGUCGAAGGGUUCAUGCACCAUUUCAAGGAGACGGAUUGCCCGCUCGUCACGGACUACAUGCUCACGGCGUUCAACGGCGGGUUUGUCUCCGGCCCGGGCGCUGGGGGAGGCGAGGAUGUGCUUGGUGCCGCGGCGGAGGUUGGGCGGGACGAGGCGGCGUUUGUGGAGACGGUUCUGGCGCAUGUGCGGAGGGAGGAUGUGAGAGUCAAGGUGCCGAAGCGGAGGGGUGCAAUUGGACAGCAGCAGCAACAGCAGCAUGGUGCUAGUGAUGGUGGCGGCGGCGUUGGUGGUGGUACUCGUGAUCCUGGUGCUGGUGACGAUUUGCACAGCACGUCCGAAUCCGAAAGCGAUCAAGCGACGCAGUCACCGUCGUCGCCACAGCAGCAACAGCAGCAGCCAGACACCGAAACCCAGACCAAUCCUGCCAAUGAUCCGUCGUCCUCUGCCUCCUCCUCUGAGCAGCAGCAGCACGAGCAGCAGCACGAACAACAACAGCCCUGGCAAGUCCGCUACCGCGUGGGGGACCUGUUCCGGCACAAGCGGUACCGCUACCGCGCCGUCAUCACGGGCUGGGACUCGACGUGCCAGGCGUCGGAGCAGUGGAUGCAGCAGAUGGGCGUCGACUCCCUGCCCAACGGGCGGUCGCAGAGCUUCUACCACGUUCUGGUCGAGGACCACAGCACACGGUAUGUGGCGCAGGAGAACAUCGAUCUUAUCGUCCCGCACCGCCGCGGUCGUGGUCAGCAGAGUGACGGCGGAGGGAAAGGCAAAGGCAAAGGAAAAGGCAACGAAGAUGGUACCGGGCAUGAUACAACCGACGGCAAUGGGGCGGGUGAAGACGUGACGCAGGAAGAGGGAAGACAAGAUGGAAGCAGCAGCAGCAUUACGGACCGGGGCGGCGGCGGCGGCGCCGGUAACAAUGAUGGCCAAGCAGAUCAUUCCGCCCUCGGUCCGCCGUUGGAUAUCCUUCGCAUCGCCGGGCGCUACUUCAAGCGCUGGGACCACAGAGAGGGGCGGUUUGUGAGUAAUGUCCGGGACGAGUAUCCUGAUGACUGA
Molecule: messenger RNA, 2970 nt
Organism: Microdochium trichocladiopsis
Lineage: Eukaryota; Fungi; Ascomycota; Sordariomycetes; Xylariales; Microdochiaceae
Exons: 1
Coding region: 1-2970 (989 amino acids)
Molecular function (GO): protein binding; DNA binding
Source: RefSeq, a predicted model, not a curated record